AUGUCUAAAGAGAACGAUGACUUGGACUUUCUUGCCGAUGACUAUGAUCAACCAUCACAGUCCCCAAGAACAACAUCAACCCGUCGAUUAUCUACAAGACCUCGUGUCGUCCUCAAGAAAACCUCCAAUUCAUCAUCAAAUUCGACAAGUGGCAGAAGAGACAGCAUCAACUCUAAUGAUGAAUUAACUUUAGAUCAAAUACAAUCACCACCUUCUUCUUCAUCAUCAGCUACUACUUCACCACAAUCAAUUUCCUCUCCUCCAGAGCCAACAUCAAUCAACCCAACAAGAAGUGGCAGCAGUAAAAUAAUAAUUGGCUCCAAGAUACAAAAACCAAUCAAUAACAAUAAUUCAACAACAACAAACAAACCAAGUCUCAUUACUGAAAGCUCCAGUAAAGUUCAAACUAAAAAGUUUAUGAGUAAUUUAUUGAAAAGUGUUCAGACCACACAAAAUAAUUCAUCUCAACCUUCCUCUCCAACCAAUGAAUCUCAACAACAACAACAAUUGAAUGGAUCUGGUGGAGUUGCUACUGCUACUACUGCCAAUGCUAAUAAUUCCGAAGGUAUUGUUAUUGAUGAAGCAGAAGAGAAGAGAAGAGAUUUUGAUGAAUUGAUGAUGAAAUCCUCAAAGAGACAACAACAACAAUUAUUCAGUGAUAAUGAUAAGAAACAAAUUACAUUGGAUAAACUUGAGAGUUUGAUGCAAACAUUGGAUAGACAUGAUAGAGUGCCACUGUUGGAUGAAAAUAUUAAUAUUGUUGAUUUGUAUAGUAGUGAUCCAUCUCAGAUUGAUGCAAAACAGGGAAUUAUCAAAUCAAAUCCUCCACUCUUUCAGAAACAUGAUCAACCAUUAGAUAUUGACUUGUUUGAGGAGAUUACAAGUUUCAGUACCAUUCAGAGAAGAUAUCUUUCACAAGAUGAAAUGGUUAAAGGUGAUUUCAAGACAAGUCAUGAAUUCCAAUUGAAACCAACUGUUGGAAAUUUAUCAAGUGCAGUUGAUGAAGUGAGAGAAUUUGUAAAGAAAGAGAAGGAACGUCAUCAAAUCAUGAUGGGUGGUGAAGAAAAAUCAACACAAAAUGAAUCUUCUUCAUCUCUAACUGGUGGUGGUGUGCCUGGAGCCAGUUCUUCCUCAUCUGAUUUGAAAUCAAAUUUAGAAAAACAAGUUGAACAUGAAUCACAUAUGGAAAAAGCUAAGAAAAUUUUCAGAAAGAUUGAAUAUCGACAUGUUUUCAAAGAUUUAGUUAAUAGAUUGGUUAUGGAAAAGAUUGGUAUUCCUACAAUUUUACGUGUCAAUUCAAAAUUUAUUGCAGUUGGUACAUCGAAUGGUCUCAUUGUUUUAUAUCACAGAAAGACUGAAAAUCGUUUGGCAAUUUUGGGUUCCAUUCAAAAUGAAGAAAUUACAAAUUUGAGUGGUGGAAAAGUUGUUAGACCUAUUCAAGUUACUGCUCUCGAUUUUGGUUCUAAAAUGACAUUACCUUAUGAAGAGUUUAGUGCCAAAUCAGAACAAGAUUUAUUAAUGUUAUAUUAUAGAAUUUCAACUGAUCAAGAUGAUUAUACUGUUAAUGCUACAACUGGAGGUGAUAAGCAACAAGAUGAAGAAAAUAUUGAAGUAUUGAGUCAAACUUCACGUGUACUUGUCAGUGGUCAUUCAGAUGGUUCUAUUAACAUUUGGAAUUUAUCAACAUUUAAACCUGUCAAACCACUUAAGGGAUAUUUCACAAAACCUGUUCAGAAAAUUGUAAAUUUACACAAAACUAGCAAGCAAUAUAAUGCCAUUGAAUUUUUGGCAGUUGAUACAAGUGGUAGAAUGAAACUUUUCAAUGUGAGAAAGAUUAUGUUUGCUUACUAUGUUGAUGUUCAACCUAUUUUAUGGGCAAACAUUCCAAAAGAAAUGACUUCCUUCAAGUCAACCAAUAAUUUAGAAAGUGAAAAUGGUGAAUCCAAUUCUUCUCAAUUAAUUGCUAGUAGUAUGACUCCAGAACAACAAUUAAAGAUGAAAGAAUUAGAAAAGAGACAACAACAAGAAAAGAUUCUUUCCACCUUUUCAGAAUUCCAAGUAUUACCAAAAUCAGAGGGUAGACAUCCAUUGGAUAGAUUUGUUUUGGCUGCUGUUGCUACUGAAAGUGAAGUUACCAUUCACUCUGUUAAGCCAUCAAGUAGACAAAUUGCAACACUUUACAAUAAUAGUGUUUUAGAUAUGGCUAGUGGUGCUGCUUCAUCUGCAGGUUCAUUCAUGAGAAAGAAGAUUACUCCAAAGAUUGCAUGGAAAGCAAGUCAAAUGGUUGAUGGUGAUCAUAGAGGAUUAACUGUUUCUCUCAAUGAUCAAACUAAUCCUUAUUUGGCAGUUGCUUGGGGCAACAGAAUUGCAUUCUAUCAUGUUGAAGUUCAACAACCUUCAUCCUUCUUUAAUUUCAUGUUUGGAGGUAAUUCUAACAGUGCUUCAACCAAUGGUCAAGCUAACAUCAAUGGAACACAAAAUGGUUCUUCUCAAAAUGGUAAUUCAAAUGCCAAUACACCAAAUGGAUCAUCAAAUAUGAAUGUUAAUAUGGGAGGAAGUGAUUUGCCAAAUAUUUACUUUGCUUCUGAAAUGUUUGUUCCAUUCAAUAUUGAACAUAUUCACUGGUUGACUGACGAUUUAUUCAUCGUAUUGGACUCCAAACAAAGCAAGAUGCUAUUGAUUGAUAGAAAAUUGGAAAGCUCAACCAAUUGGAUAGAAGAAGUUAAUUGUAAAGAUUUAAUGUUGGACUAUAUCUCUGAUCCAAUGAUGAACAUUCCAAAUAAUUUGAAAAAGAAAUAUGGUUUACAAUAUGGUGGUGGUUUUACAAGAGGUAGCUUUGAUGUUUCUGCAUUCCAAUAUAUUGAAAUCUUACGUCACUCUUCAAUUACUCCACAAAGCUUGAAGCAUUCCAUGUAUAAUUCUUCAGAUAGUGAUGAUACUGUCAGUAUUCCAAGUACAACUCACUCAUUUGCAUCCGAAAUGUAUAGAGCUAGCUAUGGAGGUGGUGGCAUUGUUACUGUCAAACAUCGUAGUCCAACUAUUUACAUGUUGGGCGCUUCCGAGUUGAGAGCUAUGCGUUGCUUGUCUUGGGAUGAAAGAGUUGUUGCUCUUCAAACUAUUGGAGAGUAUGAAGAAGCUUUGAAUAUGUCUGUUGAAAUGUUCAACGAUCCAACCUCUAUUGGUGCUCUUGUUGGGCUUCCAAACAAGGAAGAAAUUCAAAGACAUCAAGCUGUUAGUGCACUCAUUUCUUCUAUCCUUGUUGAUUACAGAGAUACAAAAUUGCAUCAACUUCAACUUGAUAAUGGUUUAACUCAUCAAAAAGUGGAAAGUUUAGUUCAAGUUGCCAGAAAUUGUUUACAAAGAGCAAUUGAAAUUAACGAUAUUGAAUUGAUUGAAGGAACUUUCAUGUCUUUUGAACAUUAUGGUUGCGAACACAUUUUCUUCCAAUUGUUGGUUGAAGAGCUUAUUUUGAACGGUGCCCUAUCAAGAAUGAUGACAAUUGACUCUAAGAAAGCUUCAUAUGACUUUAUUCAAUCUCAAUUCAUGAAGAUCAAGGAUUUGUACACAUCAGAUGCUGAUCCAGAGAAGGGUGAAAAGGGGUUGAUUGAUCUUUCAAGAUAUAUCAAGUAUCACAACAAUAUUGAUAACGAAAUAGCAUACGAUUCCAGUUCAAUUCAUCCACUUUCUCCAAAGGUCAGAUUCGAAAGACUCGAAAGUAUUAUUCUCAAUCUGGAUAUUUCCAAAUUGCAAAUUGAAUAUGAAAUUUUCUUGGAAUUGAAUGAAAAGUGCAAGAGAUACAACUUGUACAGAAUGCAUAUUUAUUCAAACUGUGUAUUGAACUCUGAUUUCAUCACACCAGUUAGAGAUUAUUUGGAAGACAUUACAAUCUCUGAUUUGUCUACUGUUGAAACAAAGGAAAAGGCAGAUGCAAUUUUGGAAUACUUUAAGAAUAUCGUCACAAAGGGAACAAUCUUUACUGAUGCUUAUCACAUUACCGAUGUUGAAGUAUUGAAGAAGGUUAAACGUUUGAUUGUUGACUUUUUGUUUGAACAAACAAGAGUUGUCAGAAUGUCGUCUAACUCACAAGAAAAACACAAGAAUAAUGGAAUUGCUAUGUUGAAUUUGGAAAAAUUGAUCAAGUACAAUCCAAAGGAAACAUUUGAUGUAUUGAAAUUAUACUUUGAAGAAAUUGCUGUCGAAGGAUCAACUGUUACCUCACCAUUUUAUACCACAUUCCCAAGACCAAUCAAGAACCCACUUACAAAGGAAGAAAAGGGAAGUAUUUUGGAAGAAUUUAUUGUUACAUCCUUUGCUGAUUGUGUCAAUGAGGGAACUGGUUCCAACAUGUCACUUCGUAAAUGGGUUCCAAAGUUGAACCGUGAAGAAUUGAUUGAGGCAAUGAAGAGUUACAUUCUUGAUCCUCCACAAGGUGAAUUAGAUAUUGAAAUUGAUAGUCCAACCUUCACAUUGAGAGAAAAGAAAUACUUGUACGAAUUUUUGGGAGAAAUGAUUGCCAGAAAUAUUUUGGCAGAAGACAAGGGUCAAAUUAAGAGAAUUUACACUCACUUGUGUCAUGACAAUGUAUUUACCUCUGAUGAAACCAAAGAGUUGCUGAAACAAUUCAAGGAGCACGAAAAGGCAUCCACUGAAACAAAGAAGGGUAAAUCACUCCACUUGACAGAACAAGCAAGACAAGAAAGUGUUGAAAGAAUUAUGAAGCAAACAUCAUAUCUCAAUGAGAGAAAGGAAUAUUUGAUCAAAGAAUAUGAUUUCAAACGUCACAGACAAAAUAUUUUGAUGAAAAUUCUUGAAAAACUUGAAAGUUCCAAUGAGCAAACCAUCUCAACUAUUCUUGUUCGUUUGAUUGACUAUGCCCAAGAAAAUAACUGUUAUCAAGCUGCUGUAUAUUUGAAUAGAAAGAAGAAAGAUUACAAAGCUGUUAUUAAGAAUUAUAUUGAUGAUCUCAAAUUGAAGAAAGCAAUCGGUCAUAGUCAACUUGACACACCUGUAUUCAGUUAUAUUUCUGAAUUGGCAAAUGAUUCUGAAGUUAUUACUAUUAGUAUUCAUGAUGCUAUUUUGGACCAUUUCCUUGAUUUGAUGAAAGCUGACAGUGAAGAAAUGACAUUACUCAUUGUGAAAUACUUCCCAACUCUCCAUCCUCAAGUUUUGAAUACUCUCAUCACUUCAAGCAUCAAACACAUUGAAGAUGAAAGACUCUUAUUCAAUUACUUGUCAAAGAUUAUUAAUAUUUAUGAAGGAAAUAAUGAUUUGAUUGACGUUAAGGCCAACACUAGUUCUAGUACAAUGUCUCAAUUCUUUACAAGCAUGACAAGAACAAAGAUUGAUGUUGAUAUGGAAUUACAAUAUCAAUACAUUAGAUUAUUAUGUAAAUUUGAACCACACAAAGUUUGUGAUUGGUUACAAACUCAUCAAUUCCCAGGUGAGAAGGCAGAAGAAAUUUUAGAAUAUUGUAGAAAUAUUCCAGAUGCUGUUAGUUUCCUCCUUGAAAGAAAUGGUGAAGUUAUGGAAGCUCUUAACAUUGUUUUGAAGAAUAUUUCAAGAGAAACAAGUAUUUUGGAAGAAACUCUUUCGAAUAUUUCUAAAAAGUUUGAUCCAGAAAAUAUUAGAUUCUCCAAAUAUAGACAUGUUAAAGAUAUCAAAGAGAGAACAAGACUUCAAAAGGGUGUUACUUAUACAGAUGCUGAAGAACAAGCAGAACAAAAGGGUAUCAAAUUCUUUAAUGUAGAACGUAUUCUUGGUUUGGUUGACUUGGAAGAAAUUCCACUUGAUGUCUAUUUGGAAGCAAGAAGAAAAGUCUUAGAUGGACGUGGAUUACUUCCAAAUACUUCUAAUGUAGAUAAGGAUGAUGCUAGUGUACACUCAGUAAAUCCUCUCCAUUAUGGUUUGGAUGAGGAAUUCAUUGGACGUGGAUCAAUCUUCCUCCAAGUUGAAGAUUUGCCAGAAUCUAAAAAGAUUCGUAAGGAAUUAGCUGUUGCUAUUUCAAUGUGUAAGAGAAAUACUACAAGAAAGACAGUUGAUGAAAAGCAAGUCAAGCAAUUGUGGUUCAAAUUAUUGGAUCAAUUCAAUCUUCCAUUCAGUGAAUAUUUCAAAUCUUACAAACUUGGUAUUGAAGAUUCAUCAGUUUCAAUGAAGAGAGAUGAUGAAGGUGGUGAAGGAGAAAGACUUCAAGCCAAUGAAGAAACCGAUGUUGAACAAUUGAAAUCCAAGAUUGAAAAAACCAGAGAAGCAAGAAAAACAAAGGAAAAUGAAUUGCUUGAAAAGGAAAAGGAGCUCUCUGAAUGUGUCGAUGAAGAAGAAAGAAAGGGACUUCAAAAGACGGUUGAAAAUUCAAAGAAAUAUAUUGCUCAGCAGAUUAAGAAAGAAAAAACAAUUCAAAAGCAAAUUCAAGACAUUCGUGAUAAGAGCAAGAUGGAAAAGGAGAAAUCUAAUCAAAUGCACAAUUUAGCCAAGUUGUGGCUCCAAUUAUUGGAAUUCAAAUUAUUGAGAGUUGUUGUCUUGUCAGCUAUUGGCAGUUUACCAAUUCCUGAAAUUUUGAAGAAAUUAACCAAGGAAAAUGCCAAAUCAGAUUUCUCAAUGUACAGACAAAUUUUACUUCAUUUACUUGACAAGUACAAGUAUGAUUUGAAAUUGUUACAAAAUGCCAACAAUGUGGUUGAGGAAGACACUUUCACAUUGAGCAAGAAAUUCACUGACAGAUUAAUGAGAGGAUUAUGUCCAACCGUUCCAAAAUGUAUGCUCACUGAUACAUUACUUACACCUGAAGUAGAUGACAAUGAAGAUGAAGAAAAGACCAACUCAAAGAAGGGAAGAAGAGAAAAGAAGUUUGAUGUUAUCAGAUUAUUUGAUACUGGAUAUGGUUAUAGAUUAUCUGCUCUUGGUAAUGUGACACGUUGUCCAACUACAACCACCUCUGUAAAGAAGAAGAAAUUCGAAGUUGAAAAGACAAAAUCAAUUACAGAAGUUAAAAAGAUCACUAACGAAUUGUCAAGACUUUCACAAGUUGAAUCUCAAGUCAAGAAGAAGCCAACUAUGAAACUUUACAGAACUGCUCUCAAGGAAUCUCAAAUGGUUCGUUCUUCUACAAAGAAAGCUGGAUCACUCGAUUUGGUGUUCAGUGGACUUGACAGACCAUUACUUCCUCCUAUUGCCGAAGAGUUGACCAAUAUGGUUCCUAAUUUGUUUACUACCACAACAUCUAGAGAUAUUUCUGCUUCCAAUGUUGAGACUAAUGUUGAAAAUUCAAUCGUUUUUGAAGGAAGAUAUGUUUCACAAGAACAAAUUAUUGACUCUUUACUUGACAAUGCCAUUCAAUUCUAAAAUAAUAUUCAAAAAUUGUAAAACAAACAUAAACAUCUUAAUUUUU
This is a messenger RNA of Naegleria gruberi, 7384 nucleotides long. RefSeq lists its product as uncharacterized. The transcript has a single exon. The record is from RefSeq and is a predicted model, not a curated record. Gene Ontology annotation, biological process: endosomal vesicle fusion; protein targeting to vacuole. The coding region runs from base 1 to 7338 and encodes 2445 amino acids. Gene Ontology annotation, molecular function: protein binding. Gene Ontology annotation, cellular component: late endosome; HOPS complex. NCBI's taxonomy places the organism in Eukaryota, Heterolobosea, Eutetramitea, Acrasida, Naegleriidae.